This is a messenger RNA of Mucor mucedo, 525 nucleotides long. RefSeq lists its product as uncharacterized. Lineage: Eukaryota; Fungi; Mucoromycota; Mucoromycetes; Mucorales; Mucoraceae. The record is from RefSeq and is a predicted model, not a curated record. Bases 1 to 525 code for a protein of 174 amino acids. The transcript has a single exon.
AUGAUACUUUUACAAUUAUUAACAAUAAGUGCUGAUUAUCUACUAGGUACUUCAAGUAGAGGACAUUUGAGUGUAAAGGCCAGGGAGAUUGAAGAGCUGAUCAAACUUAAAACGGCUGAAACUAACCUAGGAGGAGUUGAUGUUCAAUUCGAGGAUGAUGAUGUGGAGACAGAGACUGUGGUUACGGCAGUGGGGGAAAACAACUUUUCGACAAUUGAAGAGCAGGCUGUGGAGAAUGCAGCUGCUGACGACCAACAUGCUUCCUCUCCUCGUUCGGUCUAUCGUACGACGCCCAUACCAAGAAAAACGAGGGCCGCGCAAGCAAAUAAUCUGCAAGAUUUCACAGACACUUUUGCUCAUUACAUGUCUGCGGCCAUCUUAACCAUGGAAGGCCCGAACUCAGAAGACUCUCCUUGUGCCGGCGGUAAUGAUGUCAAUGGAAGUCGUCUGACAUCGUUGGAGAGCAGCUUGGAGAUGAUGAGCGGUCAGGUAACAAUUUAUACUUUCGCAUUAGUUAUUAUUUAA